AUGUCUUCCUUAUAAUCAGAGAAAAACAAAGAUGAUAUAGAUUAAGAAGAUAAAUAAUUUUGUUGUUGCUUUUUAAAAAAAAGAAAUAAAGUUACUAAAAUCUUAAUGAAUUCAAAUUCCAUGAAUUACUCAAUUCUAAAUAAAAAUAUUAUUAAUUUGGAAUGUUUGAAAGAUGUAUAAUUACAUUUAGAAACAUAUCCUGAACGACAAGCUCUUUUGAAUAGUUUGAGAUACAAAGUUAUUAAUCUUGAAAAAUAUCCCUUAAUUCUUGUAUAUAAGAAACAAUUAUUACAACCUGACAUUCAAGUUGAAGAUGAUGAAAUAACUUUGAUUUUAUCAUAUGCAGAAUAUGUAGUUGAAUAUACGCCAUUAAUUAUCCAUUCGAAAAUAAUGGAAAUUAUUGAUAAUAAAUAAGCACAAGAAAAUUGUGAAAUAUAUUUUAGUGGUAUUUUCUAACAUUUAAAUAUUAACAUUUGUGAUAAUGUAAUAGUAAUUCCUUUUAGUUCAUCGUUGAUAAUAAUUGAUCCUAUUUUUAAUGAAUUGAAAUUAAAAUGUCGAUAAGCAUUAUUUAAUCUAUUAGUUCCAUUUGUUCCAAUUUUAGAAAAAGUAACAAUUAUCCUUCCAAAUAUUAUACCAUUAAAUAGUAUAAUGUCGGUAGUUGAAUUAUUGAUAAGUUUAAGAAUAAGAAUGAUAUCAUAAUGUUAAUACACAACAUUAAUAGUAAAUUGUAUUUAAGAGAAUAAUCGAUUUGAUGAAUUCAAAUAAUACAGAAUUAAUUUUGAUCUUAAAUAUUAUCGCGAAUAAGUUAAUUAAUUUGUGAAAUAGAAAUUAAGUACUCAAUAUAAUAUUGAUAAUUUACCUGUGUAAUUCUUGGCUCAAUUACUUUGGACCAAUAAACCUUUGUCAACCUAGCAAUUCUUAGAGUAGACUCAAAUAUUUUCAUAAAGAAAAUCAGAUCCUAUCUCAUAAACUUCACCAGUCACUCCAAAUUACAAUUAUGAGAGCAACUACAAAUUUGAAUUGGAAGGAUCCUCUCUUAAAAAAGAUAAAGAAUCAUAUUGA
Paramecium sonneborni is the source of this 1062-nucleotide messenger RNA. Lineage: Eukaryota; Ciliophora; Oligohymenophorea; Peniculida; Parameciidae. The record is from the annotation of a GenBank genome assembly.